Neohortaea acidophila is the source of this 651-nucleotide messenger RNA. RefSeq lists its product as uncharacterized. The coding region runs from base 77 to 553 and encodes 158 amino acids. NCBI's taxonomy places the organism in Eukaryota, Fungi, Ascomycota, Dothideomycetes, Mycosphaerellales, Teratosphaeriaceae. The transcript has a single exon. The record is from RefSeq and is a predicted model, not a curated record.
CCUAAGCCUCGCCCCAAGCUUGCCUACAACACGCCCGUGAUCCGCCUAACCACGCCUCAAUUCCCACCGCACCUUCAUGUGCCCGGCACCACUAUCUCGUCGUGGGCGGACCGACGAACCGCCAAGGUGCACUGGCUGGCAAUCAACGACUAAAUAUCCGUCGAGUGGCAGCAUCUCGGCAGCUCCCCGUCCCCGACCCUCUUCCCCCAAAAGCAAUGCACCCCGCGUCCCACACGUUGGAACCAAUGAAAUUCCGCCCUCCAACCAAGCCUCAAUCGGACCGGUUAGGUUGCCUAGCAAUUCCUGCCGCUGUACAUCUGGUACCAACGUCAAUUCGCCUUGCGCACCGCAUCUGACCAUCCAAACCUCAGUUCGUCGUUCAUAUCGUCUAAUAACAACUCCCUGUGCGUACUUCUCUUGUCAAUGCAGCAUCCGGGGUGCUUACUUCAUCGCUAAAUGCAACCCACCGUUCGCCCUGCCGAUGAACAAUUUACCUGACUUGCCUGGGAAGAGCAUUCUACAUGUACAUUCAACGAGCCUAUGCUUGGAGUAAGCCUGGGGAUUCGUGGUUCAAUCAUCACCUCCCUGGCUAUGACCACAUGUCAUGGAUGCUUGCUCACAGCUGAUGCCCGCGAGGAAGAAAUCGAGCAG